GGUUGUCAGGGGAUUCCCUGAAAGCUUGAGAAAACAAAACGUGAUGUGACCUGUGUAAAGUGUCUGAGUGCUGGAUGAUCCCGUUACAAGUAUAAAGUGCUGUUUUAGGUUCAGUGGAAGUACCAAGGGCUAUCUGAAGUGUGUAGAGCAUGCAAACAGCUUCAGUUGCAGGGGGUGCUGGCCGCCCCUUAGUCCCUCUUGACCAGCAGCCCACUGUGAAAUCAGUGCAUGUUUUCAGGAAUGGGGACCCCUUCUAUCGUGGACGCCGCAUGUUAAUCCACGAAAAGCGAGUGGGUACUUUUGACGUGUUCUUAAAGGAUGUCACAGGUGGGGUGCAAGCACCGUUUGGUGCAGUCAGGAAUAUUUACACCCCACAAAAUGGACACAGGAUUAACUCACUGGACGAUUUGCAACCUGGAGAGUGCUACGUAGCUGGAGGAAGGGAGACCUUCAAGAAGCUGGAUUAUUUGCAUAUUGGGGAGAUAAAGAGGAAAACGGUGGACCCGCUUAGUCAGGUAAAACCUGUAUCCCAUAGCAGAAUCAACGUUUCUGCAAGAUUUAGAAAAAAUGUUCAGGAGCCAUGUACUGUGUUUUUAGUUGCUAAUGGAGAAACACUGAAUCCAUUUGUACGUCUGCUGAUACCAAGAAAAACUCUGGAACAGUGGGAACAUGUACUAGCGUUGGUUACUGAAAAAGUGAAACUCCGAAACGGAGCUGUGCAUAGGCUUUAUACUUUAGAAGGGACACCUGUACAGAAUGGGUCAGAACUGGAAAAUGGACAAUUUUAUGUAGCAGUUGGCAGAGAGAAGUUCAAAAAGCUCCCGUACAGUGAUUUGAUCUUUUCAAAGGCAUCAUUGAGACGUGCACACGGAUCCAAAGCUUCUUCGUUGCCACCCAAUAAUGGAUUCGGGAAGUCAAAAGAGAAUCGGCAGAUUAAAUCAACAGGAGGUUCCAGUGAUACUGUAGAUAACAUGAUAUCUCCACAGCCACCAAAGCCUAAAGGAAGAAAACAUACAGAACCCCAAAUACUGAACAAUGCCAGAGUGAAGCAAAACAAUGAACACACAAAUUCUCAUAUUAUCUUCCCUGUGAAUGAUGAUGGCAUUUUCAAAGCUGGUAAAGACAGAUCAGAAAUGUGGGGGGCAUCAGAAGUUCAGGAAGACGAAAACACUAAAGUGGAAGUUCCAGUUGAUCAGAGAGUGGCAGAAACUGUGGAAGAGGAAGAAAAACCAAGUGAAGACAAUGAAGGCAGUGAAAUUGGUGACCAUUGUGAUGAAGAUGCAGAAGUUGAAGAAGAAAACAAUGAUAAUGAUGAUGAUGAGGGUGAACAAAACCAUACCAUAGAGAAUGAGGUCCAUGGAGAAGAAACAGAUGAAGUUGAAGAUCAUAGCAUGGUAAGUAAUGAAGUAACAACGAAUCAUGGGAAUAUGAGCAAGGAGUCAGAAGAUGAGGUUAAUGUUGGAGAUACUGAAACUCAGGAAGGAGAUCCACAACAUUCACAGUCUCUAGAAGAUGAAGAAGUUGAUGCAGUGGGGCACAUUAAUGGUGAACUUGAAGAAAGGGAAGAAGGUUCUGAUGCACAUGAUAAAAAGGCAGGCUGAAAAUCCACUUCCAAGACCAACAUCAUCAAGACUCUUGGAAAAAAUAUCUACUCCAACUGAAAAUGAUCAAUGUGAAGUUGCAGAGCCUUAGGCGUUUGAGGGAGAAGAGGUCUUUUGAACACUACUACCUAAGUACUUGAAUCCUUAUUGGAGUCUCAUUAUUAUAUUAGGCUAAUAUAUGUGUAUAUGUUAAAAUAAAGAGCUAAAACCUAUUAAUGCUGAAAAAAACACAGACAAGUCUGCAGCUGUUACAGUAAUUUAUGCUGUUAUAAAAAUGUUUUUCACACAUAUAUAUAGAUAUAUGUAGCUGUAUAGAAAAAAGAAGAACACUGUUUUUACAAAACUGAUUAUUUUUAUCUGUUCCUAUUAAAAUGCAAUAGGGACACAUUUGGGAAAUAUUUAUUUAGUGCUUUUAUAUGGUCAGAUAUAUUUUAAUAGUCAGUAAAAUAUAUUUAGCUAAGCCAUAUUACAAAUCCUAUUAACAUUGGAACUCUGCACUGCUCCCCUUCAUCAGUUUGUUGUUGCUUUUUAUGUUUUUGUUGUAUUUUUUAAAUGUAUAUUUGAUGGACUAUAUAAUCUUGAUUCUUGUAUUACUUUAAAUAUUAAUUUAAUUAUAAACUGUUCUGUUAAUAGACACAAAAACAAAAACUGACAUAAAUUAAAGAAAUCUCAUUUGUAAUUUAAAACUUAAUAUUAUUGUGUUGUAUUGGAUGUUACAGAAAUCUUUGUCAAAUGUAACAUAAUAAUGCAGUCCAUACAGAUACAGACUCUACUACAAGUACUAGAAAUCUAUGUCAAAUGAUAGCUGUCAUAGAAUUCUGGGCUUUGAUGUAGCACCAAAUUAUCGUAAUAUAGGUUUGCUUUGGAAAAAUAGGGGCAAAUUUACUAAAGGGUGAAUUUUUGCCUGCAAAGGCUUUGCCACACUUUGCGCCACUUCGCCAGGCGCAAUUUCGCUAUCACUGCGCUAAUUCACUAAAAUGCGAAGUUGCAUCUCAGAAGCCGAAUGCUGGCAAAGUUUAAUUCAACAGUGCAAGCAUUUCAUAGUGAACUAUCACUAACAUUCGUUUCUGUCUAGCAAAACUUCGUUAGUACACUUGCAAUGAGGUCAAUUUGAAUAGGGCGUGUACAUAUAGAUCAUAUACAUGUCUU
This is a messenger RNA of Xenopus laevis (African clawed frog), 2750 nucleotides long. It is a transcript of the gene dcdc2.S, whose product is annotated as doublecortin domain containing 2 S homeolog. The record is from RefSeq and is a predicted model, not a curated record. The transcript has 11 exons. Gene Ontology annotation, biological process: intracellular signal transduction; cilium assembly; regulation of cilium assembly. Gene Ontology annotation, cellular component: kinocilium; microtubule; microtubule organizing center. Lineage: Eukaryota; Metazoa; Chordata; Amphibia; Anura; Pipidae. Bases 150 to 1601 code for a protein of 483 amino acids.